Molecule: messenger RNA, 2359 nt
Organism: Paramormyrops kingsleyae
Lineage: Eukaryota; Metazoa; Chordata; Actinopteri; Osteoglossiformes; Mormyridae
Product: heparan sulfate glucosamine 3-O-sulfotransferase 2-like
Molecular function (GO): [heparan sulfate]-glucosamine 3-sulfotransferase activity
Source: RefSeq, a predicted model, not a curated record
GCUGCAAAGGCAUAGUUGCAAGUUUGAGAGAGCAAGAUCAGAAACGGAACAGCAUCCCAGUGUCCUGCGAGACAUUAGAAGGCUUAAAACUGACAACACUGGCCAUGAAAUGCCUAACUGGGAAUUCUGAAGUGGAUAUUCGGAAGUUCAUAACCUGGACAGUAAUGUAAUAUAUAUUACACUGCGACUUAGUUUUUUCAAAAUAAGGAAUUGUAAAAGACAGAAAAAUAUUUGCAGGACUGUUUUGAAUUGCUAAACUCGUUUAUUUAUUAUGAUCUGUAAUGUUCACUUUCCAGGAAUGUUCACGUGGUGUCCCUGCGCUAUAUAACCGUGGAACCAAGUCAAAGCGACUGUCUUAAACUCUGAAAAGGCGAUGCCUUGGUGGCAGAUGGCAUGUGGCAAAUCAGUUACGCCAAGACUCAUUUUUUAUAUUGCACGGAAAAAAUGUGAUCAAUUUGUUAAGGCAAUGUUAAAUUGCCGAAUCUAUCGCGUUGCCAUAACUGGGCUUUGCAGUUACCUAUAAGAUCCCUUCGGAAUGUUGCUGCAUACUACAGACGUUCCGGGAACACACAGAAGAACUGGGAUUGUCCAAAAGGAAAAACAUGCAAUCUCAUAAUCCAUGGAGAAAUGGCAUAUAGGUUCCUUACCAGCCGAGUCGUGCCAUCUUCAAAUAGGCUUACCAGGAAAUUUCUUUUCAUAUUCACACUUUCUUUAUCCUUCACGUACUUGUGCUACAGUCUUAUAUUCUGUUCUGAUACCAUCAUGCACGGCCAGAGUGAUGAACAGCACAGAUGCCUCCUUUUCCAGAGUGUCGGGAGCAAAAAAAUACUGCAAAAAUCUAAUUACUGCACGUUGUCCGUUGAUCCAAAGGGGACCCGGGAUACAACCUCAAAGGCAGAUUUGACUCGCUUAGAAACUAUACAAAUAAACAACCAAAGCAAAAACUUUCCAGCUGUACCCUUCCUCGACAGUCCUCGGGGUUUCGGCGCUUUGGAUCGAAAGAUAACCAAUAACAACACCGGCUCACCAAAAUUUGGGAACAAAAAGUUACCUAAUGCUAUCAUUGUUGGCGUGAAGAAGGGGGGCACUCGGGCAGUGUUGGAGUUCAUUCGGAUCCACCCAGAUGUGCGAGCAGUCGGCACGGAACCGCACUUCUUUGAUAGAAACUAUGAUAGAGGAUUAGACUGGUAUAGAGGCCUCAUGCCCCGGACUCUGGACAGCCAGAUCACCAUGGAGAAGACACCCAGCUACUUUGUGACACGGGAGGCCCCAAGACGGAUCUCCAGCAUGUCCCGGGACACCAAGCUAAUCGUGGUAGUGCGAAACCCUGUCACCAGGGCCAUUUCGGACUACACUCAGACGCUGUCCAAAAAGCCGGACAUCCCAACCUUUGAGGUCCUGGCUUUCAAGAACAAGAGCUCAGGUGUGGUGGACACCUCCUGGAACGCCAUCCGCAUCGGAAUGUACGUGCUCCACCUGGAGAACUGGCUGCAGUACUUCCCGCUCUCGCAGAUCCAUUUUGUGAGCGGAGAGAUGCUCAUUACGGACCCUGCGGGAGAGCUAGGCCGAGUGCAGGAUUUCCUGGGGCUAAAACGAAUUGUCACAGACAAGCACUUUUACUUCAACAAGACUAAAGGAUUCCCCUGUCUGAAGAAGCCGGAGAGCAGUAGCUUGCCACGAUGCUUGGGCAAGUCCAAGGGAAGAACUCACGUUCAAAUUGACCAGGAAGUUAUCGAGAAGCUUCGCGAGUUUUAUAGACCAUAUAAUAUUAAGUUCUAUGAAAUGGUAGGCCAUGAUUUCCGAUGGGACUAGAGCAGCAGGGAGUACCUCAAAGGUAAAGAGAAAAGCGCAAACGCUUAUGUCUUCCAUGAAUAUAAGCUGUGUUGAUACAGUCAUUUAUCCAUAUGCAUGAGUGCCAAUGUAUUGAUUGGCCAUGUCAAUUCAUUGCGAUGCAUUAACUGGGUAUUGUAAGCUUACUGGGGUUAACUUUUUCAAAACCAGGCAAAAUAUUCUGCUGAAAGCUUUUUUUGUUUGAGGUUAUGGACUACUUGAGAUGCAGGAAAGAAAACUCUACAUAUGGAAAGCCUUAUGGUUUUAUUUAACGUGUAAAUUUCUUACUCAAAGCUAAUUGGUUAUGUAGCCAAGGCUUUUAUGACAAAUCUUUAGACUUUGGUGUGGAAAGGAGCCUUAGAAGAGCCUCAGAGGAGCGAUUUUACGAAGACCAUCUGUUUUCAUUUAGCUACGAGUGUAUUUCAAAUUAUUUAUUAAUUCUAGCAGCUCAGUCAGUCAUUAAUGGUCCUGCUACUUGUCAAAAUGUCAAACUAACAAAAAAAAAUUAAAACUCUACUGCUAAUGUAAA